AUGGUGAACUCACGUCCGCCAUCGAUCGUGGGCAACCAUGCAGACAACAAACUCUCUUUCUUCCAAAACGCGUCGUCCAAAGCAUCUGCAUACCAUUCACGGAUACCAUAUCUCCGAAGACUUCCUUUUGCGGCAAUAGCCAUCAUUAUCACACUUAUUGCUGUUAACCUGCUCGUCUGGGCGGCAGUCGGCAUCGUUCUGCACUGGCACACGCCCCUUAUUUCAACAGCAAUCUUGUCUUACACGCUAGGAUUACGACAUGCCCUUGAUGCAGAUCAUAUUUCGGCUAUCGAUCUCAUGACCCGCCGCCUCAUCGCCGCCGGCCAAAGACCAGUCACUGUGGGGAUGUUCUUCUCACUCGGGCAUUCAACUGUUGUCAUCGCGACAUCCCUUGUGGUUGCCGGAACUGCAGCUGCAGUCUCAGACAAAUUUGACAACUUUGAGCGUAUCGGCGGCAUUAUCGGAACUUCUGUCUCCGCAGCCUUCCUCUUACUCCUCGGACUCAUGAAUGUCUACAUUCUGUACAAGCUCAUUGUGCAAAUGAAAAAAAUGAUUGCGAGCGAGCCCGGAAGCGAAAACGAACAGUUUAAAAUCCAGGGCGGUGGUUGCCUGUUCCCCAUUUUGCAGAAGCUUUUCAAGCUGGUUGAUCGACCCUGGAAGAUGUACCCUCUCGGUGUGCUCUUCGGCUUGGGCUUUGACACCUCUUCGGAGAUUGCUAUCCUCGGUAUUAGCUCAAUUCAAGCGACCAAGGGGACUUCGAUAUGGCUUAUCUUAAUCUUUCCGCUUCUCUUCACAGCAGGGAUGUGUCUUCUCGAUACAACAGAUGGCGCAUUGAUGAUGAGCUUGUAUACAAGCACGCAACUGGCGCGCGAUCCCAUCGCGAUAUGCUACUACAGCAUCGUGCUAACUGUUAUCACCGUCAUCGUAGCCACGAUUAUCGGAACAGUGCAGUUCCUCAACCUCGUAUUGAAUGUCGCCGAGCCUCAGGGCAAGUUCUGGGAUGGGGUGGAGAAACUAGGCGAUGCCUGGGAUAUUGUCGGCGGUGCGAUAUGUGGUACCUUCAUCCUUUUUGGCGGUCUGAGUGUCUUGUUGUACAAACCAUGGAGGCGACGCAUCGACAAGAAAAGAGUUAGUAAUGCGCACUUCGAGCCACUAUCUCAGGAUCAGGACAUACCCGGGCCCGAUGAAGAGGCAUCUCGAAACGCGCCGUCACCAAAGAUCAAUUGCACGAAAGACGUCAACGUCUAUGUGGAGCCCAUCGACGGUACCGAUAGCGCAGGCCCUGCGAACCGAUAG
Messenger RNA from Pyrenophora tritici-repentis Pt-1C-BFP, 1296 nucleotides. Its product is annotated as HoxN, High-affinity nickel permease. The record is from RefSeq and is a predicted model, not a curated record. Gene Ontology annotation, molecular function: nickel cation transmembrane transporter activity. Gene Ontology annotation, biological process: nickel cation transmembrane transport. NCBI's taxonomy places the organism in Eukaryota, Fungi, Ascomycota, Dothideomycetes, Pleosporales, Pleosporaceae. Gene Ontology annotation, cellular component: plasma membrane.